Molecule: messenger RNA, 5052 nt
Organism: Syngnathoides biaculeatus (alligator pipefish)
Lineage: Eukaryota; Metazoa; Chordata; Actinopteri; Syngnathiformes; Syngnathidae
Gene: sox5
Product: SRY-box transcription factor 5
Exons: 15
Coding region: 148-2514 (788 amino acids)
Biological process (GO): positive regulation of chondrocyte differentiation; cell fate commitment; regulation of transcription by RNA polymerase II
Cellular component (GO): nucleus
Molecular function (GO): DNA-binding transcription factor activity, RNA polymerase II-specific; RNA polymerase II cis-regulatory region sequence-specific DNA binding
Source: RefSeq, a predicted model, not a curated record
GGGGAAAGGGAGAAAGAGAGAGAGAGAGAGAGAGAGAGAGAGAGAGAGAGAAUCAGCAGUGUGUGUGAAGGAUCACUCUUAUCCCGUCUUGUCUUGAGGGGAGACCUACCGAACCUCGUCCGGCCGAGCAUUCCGUGGAACUGUUUUAUGUUGUUGUUGUCGAGAGAGACGGACCCUUACUCCAGCAUGCUCACUGAGCCUGAGCUACCUCAGGAGUGUAACAGGAUGUCUUCCAAGCGACCAGCCUCUCCAUAUGGGGGGACAGAUGGAGAGGUAACCAUAGCAACCAGCAGACAGCGCGUGGAGGAUGAGGAGAGUGAGGGACUGGGUGGCGUGAUCCACCUCCCCUUGGCCUCCUACUGCAGCAAGGUGUCCCCGCGCUCGCCCCCCUUUCGGACCUUGGACAGCCCCCCCAACAACACGGAUCUGGACGGUUCCAAGGGGAACUCCCUCAGCCCUUACGCCCUGCACAAUGCUACCUCACCGGGCAAAGACGAAGGCGGCGCCGGAGGUCGGCCGUGCGGCGACGGCGGCUCGGCCGCGGGCGCCCUGGGAACCCCGGAGAGACGCAAGGGGAGCUUGGCGGACGUCGUGGACACACUGAAACAACGCAAGAUGGAGGAGCUGAUCAAGAAUGAACCAGAAGAACCUCCCAGCAUUGAGAGGCUGUUGUCAAAGGACUGGAAGGACAAACUUUUGGCCAUGGGCUCAGGGCACAUUGGCGAUAUUAAAGGUACCCCGGACAGCCUGGCGGAGAAAGAGCGCCAGCUCAUGGCCAUGAUUGGCCAGCUGAGCAGCCUGAGGGAGCAGCUCCUGGCGGCCCACGAGGAGCAGAAGAAGCUGGCCGCCUCGCAGAUGGAGAAACAGAGGCAGCAGAUGGAGCUGGCCAAGCAGCAGCAGGACCAGAUUGCCCGGCAACAACAGCAGCUUCUGCAGCAGCAGCACAAAAUCAACCUCCUGCAGCAGCAAAUCCAGCAGGUCCAGGGCCAACUCCCGCCGCUGAUGAUUCCUGUCUUUCCCCCGGACCAGAGGACCCUGGCGGCGGCGGCGGCCCAGCAGGGCUUCCUCAUGCCUCCCGGCUUUAACUACAAACCCGGCUGCAGUGACCCGUACCCUCUCCAGCUCAUCCCCACCACAAUGGCCGCAGCCGCUGCAGCCACACCGGGCCUGGGACCCCUUCAGCUCCAGCAGUUGUACGCGGCUCAGCUGGCGGCCAUGCAGGUCUCGCCCGGGGCCAAGCAGCACGGCCUGGCCUCCCAAGCCAACCUGGGCACGCACUCGCCGCCCACCAACACGCACUCGCAGAGCGACAAAGGCCGCAGCUCCCCGCAACCACACAAGACCAAGGACAGUGAGGGUGCACAGCCACUGAACCUGUCGGCCAAGCCUAAGGCAUCCGAGAGCAAGUCACCCAACUCCCCCCCAACUUCCCCACAGGUCCCUGUUGCCGCUGCCGCCAAGCUGGGCCCCGCCGGCUCCAUGAAGCACAGUGUCGGCCCCUCCAGCAUCGGAGGACCUCCGGCCAGAGUCAGCUCGAUAGCAGAUUUGCUGUCGUCGCUGUCCUCGGGCGCCUACCUGAACGACCACGAGGCCGUGAGCAAGGCGUUUGCCGAGGCCCGCCAGAUGAAAGAGCAGCUCAAGCGGGAGCAGCAGGUUCUCGACGCCAAGGUGGCUGCCGUCAGCGGCCUCGGCCUCAACAACGGGCGCUCCGACAAGGACAAGGCGGCUUUGGAAAGUCUGAGCCAACAACUGAAGCAGCAGGCUGAGGACAAGUUCAGCCACGCCAUGCUGGACUUCACCAUGAGCGGAGACUCCGACGGCUCCCCGAGCGUGUCCGACUCACGGAUAUUCCGCGAGGCCCGGGGUCGCGGUAGCAGUGAGCCGCAUAUCAAGCGACCCAUGAACGCCUUCAUGGUGUGGGCCAAGGACGAGCGGAGGAAGAUCCUGCAGGCUUUCCCCGAUAUGCACAACUCGAACAUCAGCAAGAUCCUCGGCUCGCGCUGGAAAGCCAUGACCAACCUGGAGAAGCAGCCGUACUACGAGGAGCAGGCGCGCCUCAGCAAGCAGCACCUGGAAAAGUAUCCCGACUACAAGUACAAGCCGCGGCCCAAGCGCACGUGCCUGGUGGACGGCAAGAAGCUGCGCAUCGGCGAGUACAAGGCCAUCAUGCGCUCCCGGCGACAAGAAAUGAGGCAGUACUUCAGUGUGGGGCAGCAGAGUCAGCUGCCCCUGUCGUCGGCAGGCGUGGUCUACCCGGGCGCCCUCUCCAUGGCGGGCAUGCCGUCGCCCCAGAUGCCCUCGGAGCACUCGAGCAUGUCGAGCAGCCCCGAGCCCAAUGCCAACCACCACCACCACACCUCGUCCCACUUGGGGGGCCUGAAGGGCGACGAGCCCCGCGUCAAGGAGGAGGAGCUGCGGCUGGACGACAGCAACGGCGACGUCUACGACGACUUCGACUACGAGGACGAGGAGGCCGACUACGCCAGCGACAACGAAAAUCACAUCGCUCAAUAGGAGGAACCGGGAAGUCAGUCGCCCUUUCGCCACCCUUAUUCCUCCCAUGCUGACUCUCCGCAGAGCCGAAACCCCCCCUCCCCGCCGAGUCAGCCAGCAUCCGACCAAUCAGCCGAAGCGUAGGACUGUCACCCACCACUGACUGUUACACAAUCUGGGAGGAAGACAAAGCCAGCCGGCCCCGAGGAGCAUCCGAGUAUCUCGUCGCCACGGGACGUCGCUCCCGGGGAGAAGGAAAUUAAAAAAAAAAAAAUUGAAAAAAGAAAGCGACCUUUUAAACAGUUUGUACACAAAGAAGCGUCGCUAAAACAGCGGACCUGUCACGGGCCAAAACAAACGACACUUUAAAUAUGGCGGACCUUUUUUUCUUAAGAGACACUUUUUAAAAGAGAAAAAAAAAACAGCUUUUUUUCCCCCCUGUUCUCGGUUCUAUAAUAUUCUCACUCAGGUACACGGUGCCAAUAAGUGGCUUGUGAAUGUGAUUUGUUGGAUUUUGUUUGUUUGUUUUUCUGUGCUCAGUUUGAAUAAUAAUAGAAAAAAAAAAAAAAGAGACAUUUUUUUUCCAACCCGAGUUCGUCGUGAAGCACCUGAAAGACGCGUAUGUUCAUUUUUAACGACAGCAUAAGAGAUCUUACCCCGGGGGAAUUGCAGUUUUUAAAACUCCCCCGCCCCCAACCCCAACCACCCAAGCACGGACAUGGAGGGAUUGAUUUUUUGGGUUUUUUUUUUUUUCCUUUAUUUAUAAUUUUUGUGGGUGGGCUUGACGACAAAAAGCACUGUGUUUUGCGAGACAAUCCACCUGUUCUGAUCUCGCUGAGUCCCUCCGUGAGCUGUACAGCAGUGCGACGCAGUUGUGUGUGCGUGUGUGUGUGUGUGUGCUGCGUGCAUGUGUGCGUGCGUGCAUCCAGGUUUUCUGUGCUUAAAAUUUAAAAAAUAUAUAUAUAACUGCUGUCUCACACACAUACACGCAAACAACUGCUAUGUCCCCCCCCCCCGCUACCCCCCUGCUGACCUAAGCAGGCCGCCAGUCAGUGUUUCCGUUUUGUAUUUGAAUACUGUAUUUUUUAUUAUUUCUCUAAACUGCCUCUAUUCUAAUAUUAUUAACAAUAAUUAUAAGGAUGGUCAGCUAUGUUUAGUAAGUUAUGUACAGUAUAAUUUAUUUUUCUUCUCUAUAUCGGGUUUCUAUGACAUUAUUUUAGCUUGUAGGUAUUAGAUUUGAAUGACCCCCCCCCACACACACACACACACACACACACGCACACACACACACACACACACACUUUUUUUUUAUUUUGAUUUUUGGUCCCCUUUCGACUUUUUCAGAUGCUUGGUAUUAAUCCGCUGCAGGGUGGGGUUUCGACGGCGCCUUGUCGGACAAGCUGAAGACUUAAAACCGUCCGGAAAAACCCAUUUCAAAGAAGCACUCAGACUCUCUCGCCAGAGAAAAGAAGAACAUGAUAUUUUUAUUGUUAUAAAUAUUGAGUUUAUUUGUAAUGCUUAUUCUAAAUGUAUAAUGUGAAGAUUCCUCCUUUUUUUUGUUUUUUUAAACGCCCCGAUGUUUACGAGCUCGGCCGGUCACGCAGUGGAACAUCAUCGGCCACACACACACACACACACACACACACACACACACACAAGAGAUUAUUCAUGACAACCAAACAAGUCAUAUGCUGUCUUUUUUUCAUCCAUUAUUAUUAUUAUUAUGAUUUUUAUGUUUAGAGCAAAUCCUGUACAUAUGUUUUAUUUUUUGUGAUAGUGGUUUGUUUUAAUCUUAGGAAAGCAGUGUUUACCCCACCGACGUUGUUCCACUGUGUGCGUACGGCAUCUUAAACUCCAUCAGGAGCCUUUUUUUUUUUGGGUAUCUUUUAUUAUUGUUUUUUUUUUUUGAAAAAAAAAGCUCCACAGAGCCAUGACUUCUUCUCAUGACUUGACUUUGCUGUACAGCCAGCCCUGUUAUCACGUCACGAUGCUGGAAGGAGGUGGGUGAGCCGUGGGUAGUGGGGAAGGGGGACGGGGGCGGGGGGGGCAUUAGAACGUCAAUCAUCCCUGCUGGCAAGGUCGGGCCCCCCCUCACCACCCCACCCCUUAAUGUAAUCGAGACAAUGAAGAAAACGAUCGUAUUAUUUAAGACAAUCAAAGUCAUGAGUGGAGCUCAAAGUCAGAAUUAUUACAAAAUAAAAAAUAAAAAUGAAAAAAAAAAUGCGAAAUAUCUGACCAUCUCAACUUGAAAAAUCAAGAAAAAUAAUUAUGUAAAUAUAACAUAGAGUUAUAGAUUUAUAUUUUGUUCAUAACACAGUGUAAUAUAAGUUGUAUAUUUGUUUCUUUUCUCUCCUCUCUUUCUCUUUUAUUGAUGUUUAUCCAUGCCACGAGAGUCGUGGUACUCUCACACACACACGCACACACACACAAAAACUAUUGCAGAAACAAUGAAAAAAUUGAGGGAAAAAAAAAAAGCUGUGGGCUACCGCCACCAUCUGUUCUAAGUUCACGUUUUUUCAGUAUUACUGCCAGACAAGGCUCUAAUAAAGACAGCAAUGU